This is a messenger RNA of Penaeus monodon (black tiger shrimp), 1427 nucleotides long. Its product is annotated as 33 kDa inner dynein arm light chain, axonemal-like. The record is from RefSeq and is a predicted model, not a curated record. Gene Ontology annotation, cellular component: axoneme; filopodium. Gene Ontology annotation, molecular function: dynein heavy chain binding. The coding region runs from base 527 to 1273 and encodes 248 amino acids. The transcript is spliced from 7 exons. Lineage: Eukaryota; Metazoa; Arthropoda; Malacostraca; Decapoda; Penaeidae.
GCUGCGAUUAGCUUUUUAAUUGUAAAAUCUAAUGAAAUAUUAAUGGUAAUCAUAUCGUGAUGGUGUUAUUGAUGCAAAGGGAACUGAUUUGGCCAGGCCAAUAACAGCUUCAAUGAAGUUGCAUUAUUAAUCAUCAUAUAGGUGAUAGAUGUCGUUAUAUAUCCAUUGAGCCUUGACAAACAAUACUUAUUUUUACACACGUUGUUAAAAUGUCUCAUAGACAAUUUAUUCAUUACUGAUAGGUUUGCACCACACACAUAUAAUUCCUAAGUUAACUUUGAAAAUAUAUGAGAGAAGCAAAGGAAAAAAAGAAAAAAAAAAAAAAAAAAACAAAAAUAUUCUCGGCGCCAAGUGCCAGCAGCGAAGCCCGACGGCGCUCACCAUCACGGCGCCCGUGUUCGAUUUCGUGUCCGCGACCAAGCGAGAAGUUUCAUCGCCUCUUCCGAACACGCACUUCGGCCAUUCACUGCGCUGAGGAGCUCACUGGUGAACGCAUGAAGAUUUCAAUUUUGUUCCUCACCUGACGAUGAAAGAUGGCAUACCAACGGACGUAUCAGACGUGAGCAGCACGAGCGCGCCCGGCCUGAGUGGUGCCCUUCCACCUGGAGGUCCUCUCGGCACAACGCCCUCCGUCAGACUGGUUCUUCCGCCUCUGCAUGAACUGAGGAAGAAAGAGACACAGGAGAUUCUGAACCUCAUUUUGCCUCCGAGAGAAUGGGAAGAAGCCGGUCAGCUGUGGGUGCAGAGCGUGUCCACUACGCCAGCUACCUCCGUGGACGUGCAGCAACUUCAGGAGCAGCUAGACCUGAGGUUGCAGGAGCAGGAGGCCUUCGAGACUGGCAUUUGCCCCGUCAGACGAGACCUGUACACGCAGUGCUUUGACGAACUCAUCCGGCAAGUGACCAUUAACUGUGCCGAACGAGGACUCUUGCUGUACAGAGUCAGGGACGAAAUCAGAGAGACCCUGGAUGCUUACCAGAGACUCUACACAUCAGCCUGUGCUUAUGGCGUCAGGAAGGCCCUCAUGGCCGAGGAGCACAAGGUGAAGGUGGGCGCCCGCUGCGACGAGCUGCGCAAGCAGGUGAGCGAGCUGGAGACGCGAGCCGAGUCCCUGCGGCAGGAGAUCGAGCAGCUGCAGACGGAGGCUCAGGACGCCAGGAAGGCCGACGCCGACAAGCACGAGGAGACGAAGACGGUCCAUCAGGCAAGGAUUGAGAUACUCAAGAAAAAACUGGAAGGCAUCAUCAAGCAGGCGACGCAGCCCAAGAAAUAAUCAUCUCCCAGCUCCGUAUCGCGAUGUUUUAUAACGUGAUAUAACCCUUGAGACAGUAUUAGAGCUUUGUGAAACCUCAGGCAGUUUUAUAUUCUAUUGAAGAAAACAUAUAUAAAAGAUGUUACUUGGAAACUGUGUUUUACAAGCCAGCAUU